AUGUCUUCUUCUACCGACCUAGCUGCUACUAUGCGUUCUAUUUUGGACGGCGACCACCAGCUCAGCGCUGAGUUGAGUACUGCUUUAGUAUCUCUGGGCUCAGCAGUCAAUCAACUAAGGAUCCAGCAGGAUGCCACCGUCAAGGAACUUGAACUGGUACGCAGAAUGUGCCGUACCAGUUGGUUAUUGGUAAUUAAUUUACCACUACCAUUUGGGCAGUCUAAGAGUCAAUCUUUGCAACUUUUAUUCGAAAAGAUCGGAUACUCGAAGCCUCUUUUCGAUUCGGAAAGGGAUCUCAUAGCCGCGGAUAUUUUAUACGUGAACAAGAAUGGUUCUUGUAAUAUGGCACGUCACCACGAUUACUUGAUGAGCGCGGAUUUUCAACGUAAAAUCGUUGCCUACAAUCAAAAAAUUGCUAGAGGUAUGUGCUCUAAAAACUCUGGUACCACUUAG
Messenger RNA from Cylicocyclus nassatus, 453 nucleotides. The record is from the annotation of a GenBank genome assembly. NCBI's taxonomy places the organism in Eukaryota, Metazoa, Nematoda, Chromadorea, Rhabditida, Strongylidae.